AUGGCAACCUGUGAUGCCAAAUAUACAUUCACAUCGGCCAGUAUUGAAAGCUAUGGCAGCCAGCGCGACGGAGGGCUAUUCCAACACUCACCCUUUGGUCAAGCUCUUUUGGCAAAUGAAUUGCCAUUACCGCCAAGUUUUCCUUUAUGGAUUGGAUCUGCAGAGCCAUUUCCAUAUUAUUUUGUAGGUGAUGCAGCAUUUCCGCUGAAGACGAAUUUGAUGCGUCCUUUUCCAGGAUUAAGAAUGUCUCAGAGCAAAUCAGUAUUCAAUUAUCGUUUGUCACGAGCUUGCCGCGUUAUAGAGAAUGCUUUCGGGAUUUUAACUGCCCGUUGGCUUGUGCUUCGAACCACAAUAGAAUGCAGCCCAGAAAACUGCGAAAAGAUUGUUUUGGCAUGUUUGGCACUCCACAAUUUUGUAAUGUUGAAUGACCCCAAACGUUGGUACUGCCCAGAAGAUUUUACUGAAAAUCCAGAAUUUCAGUAUGUAGGUAUAUAA
This is a messenger RNA of Rhagoletis zephyria (snowberry fruit fly), 495 nucleotides long. RefSeq names its product putative nuclease HARBI1. The record is from RefSeq and is a predicted model, not a curated record. NCBI's taxonomy places the organism in Eukaryota, Metazoa, Arthropoda, Insecta, Diptera, Tephritidae.